UCGUCAGUCGUCUCGCGUCUGCUCAGCUUUACGGAGAAAAGCGACUCGCUCGAUGGGUGCGCAAACCUAACCUUAAAACAUACAGCAGAGCCGCACCCGGGGGGCUCUUUUCUCUUCGCGUUGGCAGUCGUGUUGGUAUAUUUAAUUUUUUUCUUUGCCAUUCCUAUGGAUCGCGAGGAGGAACACGUUUGAGAAAGGGAGGCAACGAUGUCGACGGCACUAUUGGCAAUUUUCGCUGUGAUCCUGAUUAUUCUAUUCAGGAUUCUUAAUGUCAACAGCGCACCACAGAAACCACAGCUUAUAUGCAAGGAUCAAGCGUUCCUAUCCACCAUUCUCAAGAUCGCACCUGUCAUUUCCGAGCCAUACAAGCCAACGAGAUUAUGGGGAUUCAGCGGACACGUGCAAACAAUUGUCCACAGUAUAAUUGGAAGAGUGCGCUGCCCGUGGCCUAUCGGUGAGCGAGUCUACAUUUCUUUGCCUGACGAGACGACGCUCACUUACGAUUUGUAUCAGCCCUUGAGCACCGGACACGAAGAUGACGUGACAAUAGCCAUUUGUCCUGGAAUCGGAAACAGCUCGGAGAGCGUCUAUAUCAGGACGUUCGUGCACUUCGUGCAAUGUCACGGCUACAGGUGCGCGGUUCUCAACCACGUUGGUGCCUUGUCUAGCGUCAAAGUCACGUCUCCAAGGAUUUUCACUUACGGCCACACGGACGACUAUCACACCAUGAUCAAGAACCUGCUAGAGAAACACUCAAGCACAAAAAUCGUAUGCGUUGGAUUUAGUCUGGGCGGUAACUUGGUUACCAAAUACAUGGGCGAGCAUGGCAUCAAUAAGCUUCCUAAUAUCAUUGGGGGCAUUUCGAUUUGCCAAGGCUACAAUGCCAUCGAGGGCACAAAUUAUUUGUUGAACUGGACUAACUUCAGACGCUUCUACCUCUACGUGAUGACGGAGUCGGUGAAGAAUAUUAUUUUAAGGCAUAAGUCCGUUUUACUAUCAGAAGAUGUCAAGCAAAGGUAUAAUCUUAACGAAAAGGACAUAGUUUCUGCAGCUACAUUACCUGAAUUAGACGAAGCUUAUACGAGAAGAGUUCAUAAAUUUAAAUCAGUCAAAGAACUGUAUGAAUGGAGCAGUUGUGCAUUUUACCUAACAAACAUUGCAGCUCCAAUGGUGUUUAUCAAUGCUGUUGACGAUCCUAUAGUUCCAGAUAAAUUGCUUUCACCAAUUAAAGAGUUAGCAACAACAAAAAAUAAUACUCUAUAUAUUGAGUUAGCACACGGCGGACACUUGGGCUUCUACGAGGGUGGACUUCUUUACCCGAAUCCCAUCACAUGGUUAGAUCGCACUCUUGUCGCACUCGUCGGUUCGUUGACUCUAGCGAAUUCUGAUCGCGCCCUCAAGGCCUUCUAAAACACGACUGCGGAUUGAUGUAUUUUUUGCCUGUUUCUCGUGCUGUAGAGCAUGGAGUAUACUUUUGCAUUUAAAUAUGUAUGCACAAGAACUCGGUAAAAAUCUCAUUUUCUCGUAGCAGGGCUUUUUGUACUAUGAGAUUUUUUGAAGCACUUUACCGAGGCAAACAAGAAUACGUGUGCAGAUAAUUUUUAAAAAAGAAAAAGGAAAAACGCUCAAGCGUCCACUAUGCGCUUUAGAAUGUUAUAUUUAAAAUCGUAUGCGUGUUUUUUGUCAGUAUUUUGGGAUGCACAUCAAGUGUUAGGAGAAAAAAUAUUUUUAAGCGUUUGAUGGUUGUACUACUUUCGAGACGCUAAUCAUUUCGCUAGCGAGAUGAUAUAUUAGCGAUUGCUGUGUGCCACAAUUGUUAAUGUGUAUGUUGAGCGAAAUUUUUAACGUGUCUGCUUGUGAUUUUUUCAGAGUGUUUCUUAAUAAUUUGGCAGCGGUGUUUCACAAUGUCAGGAAUAAAAUUUAGAAAAAUUUAAACACAAAAAUAAUAAAAUUUAACUAAUGACUAAUAAUAAAUUGCUUUAUACAGUAAUAAAAAUGACAUACAUUUGUAAGUAUUUAAUACCUGGCAAAGUGAGACUUCAAAGUUUUCAAGUUUAUCUGUUGUGAUUGUAUCUGCGCUUGCGUACUUACAGAAGCAUAGAUAAAAUGUCAGCGAUACGAUAUAACUAUUACUUUGUAUGUAUUGUACACAUGUAAUUUUUUUGAUGUUGAACUAUAGUCAUGUAAGAUGAUGAAUUAUUCGCAAACCAUUCCCCCAUGGUGCUUUUUCGAUUGGUAAUUUAUAUUAUAGGUUAGCUGAAUGGUCCAUGGAUCGAUAAAUUAUGUAUGAGGAUCAAUGGUAGAUCUAAAAUCUCCGUUAAAAAUAUUGCUAAAUUAACCCUAAACAAAUUGCGAAUCACGAGGAAAAAUUGAUGUUCAAUGUUUAAAUGUGCAGAACUUUUUGAAUUAGCGUUGAAGUUUUAAAACUGAUGUGUUGACGUUUCGCAGUUUUUAAACUGAAAUCGAAACUAUUCAAGAGAUCUUUAACAGUUACGGAAGAUAAAAUUUCUCUCAGGGUACUUUGUAAAACUUAUUAAUACAUUAAAUUAUUUGUUCGGUAAAAGUAUAUAUUUUUUCAAGAUACGAAAAAAAAAAUUAAUAAGUUAAAGCGAGCCUGCGGCUGGCUAUAGUGAACGGGAUAUAAUUACGUUACGAAUACAUGAUGGACAAUAUUAAGCGAGCAGAGUUUAAGAUUAUUGAAUUCAAUGACAUAUGCAUUCAGAUGAUGGAUCGUUGAUGGAUUAUUUAAUAAAUUUUAUAUUCAGAAUUCAAUUUGCUUUCAAAUAGUAUUUUAUUCUUCUAAAUUUCAUCAAAUGGAUGAUUUAUUUGCGUUAAUUGAUUUGACUCUGAUUUCUUAAGUACUGGUAUCUUAAGAGUGAAUGAUAGAUCCACAAAAUGCAAACCUUAGUUUUUGCAUAGAUUUUAUUUAACUUGUAGCGACAACGACGGCGACGCAGUUUUAUGCGUAUAAGUCAUAGUUUUCGCAAUUUAUUACGAGUAAAGCACCUUUAGUUUGUUUUCUGUUCAUUUAAAUUGCGUAGCUUGACGAAAGUGAAAAUCGUGUGAUUUUCACAUAGUGUAACUUUUUAUGUUUGUAGGGGAAAAAAGCAACCAAAGGUCUGAUGAAGCCUUGUAUGAUAAAAAUAAUUUAUAUAUUUAUAUGCCAGUAUAGAGAGUUAAAUAAAAUUUUGUAUUGUUUGAUAUUUUCAAUGAAAAAAAAAGUUCAGAUGGCUCAAACGCCAGGGAUCAUUUCUUUAAACGCAGCAAUAAGCUCUAUAUGGUGUAUAUUUUUCAAAAUUAUUACGUUGCGAGAACAUACAAAAAAAGUAACUUCCAAUUGUUACAUUAAAUGUUCAGGAUCAAUGUAUUUAGUGAGCGUCAAUUACGUUUAUUGGAUACACGCGAACAACAUGUACACAUGAAUUUUUUUAACUGUGCUCACGUACAAUAUCAAGUCACAGUUCGAUUUGCUUCAAUGUUUGUUCACUUUGACGAGCAUUCUUGCUUGUAACGUCAACCAUUCACAAAUAUUUUUAAGCGAAUAAAGAAACAAUGGCGGAUAAAAAUGAAUCACAUUGUUUUUUCAUUUCAACAUUUUCCUAUCUUUCAUUAUUUCUUUAUUUUUAUAUCACAAUUUUCACAAAAUAUGAUAGAUAAAAAUUUAUUUGAAAAUUAGUUAUUUUUAAAAGGAAGCAUUCAACGAAGUAAUGGCUUAUAAAAUUUAUCAAUAUUUUUAUCAAAAAGAUAGAUACGUAAUGUAAUGACGUGUAAAAAAGUUGAACUGAUUUUAGCUUAACAUACUAUUUAGUUUUACAAAAUUAAAAUCGA
Messenger RNA from Phymastichus coffea, 3828 nucleotides. RefSeq names its product abhydrolase domain-containing protein 2 (gene Hydr2). The record is from RefSeq and is a predicted model, not a curated record. Lineage: Eukaryota; Metazoa; Arthropoda; Insecta; Hymenoptera; Eulophidae. Gene Ontology annotation, cellular component: sperm flagellum; sperm plasma membrane. The transcript has 7 exons. Gene Ontology annotation, biological process: steroid hormone receptor signaling pathway; acylglycerol catabolic process; sperm capacitation. Gene Ontology annotation, molecular function: monoacylglycerol lipase activity; acetylesterase activity. Bases 208 to 1410 code for a protein of 400 amino acids.